Dendroctonus ponderosae (mountain pine beetle) is the source of this 2450-nucleotide messenger RNA. RefSeq names its product trehalase. Bases 378 to 2195 code for a protein of 605 amino acids. Gene Ontology annotation, molecular function: alpha,alpha-trehalase activity. The record is from RefSeq and is a predicted model, not a curated record. The transcript is spliced from 6 exons. Lineage: Eukaryota; Metazoa; Arthropoda; Insecta; Coleoptera; Curculionidae. Gene Ontology annotation, biological process: trehalose catabolic process.
CUAUUGUUAGAGGUAAGAUUGAACGUUGAUUCCAAUUAAAUGUGAAUGAUUAUAAUUAUGAAAAUAUUUUAAUUUGGCUCGUGAAUACAUACAUUCACGAUCAGAUUGUUGCGCAAACAGGAUUUUCCACUGUAAAACACUAAUAGCAUGUAAUCGGUACAAUAAAUGAUAAUCUAGGAUUUAUUAAGCAAUUCCCUUCAAUAACUUUAAGAUGGAAAUGAAAUAAUUUAGAUGGAAAUUGUUCUUAUCAGUAAAGCAGUUUGCUGGUCGUAGUUAAAUUCGCAACAAAGUUCGUACGAAAACCACGUUCAAUUAGUCAACUUUUUAAUGACCACUUUUUUAUUGGAACGUUAAAGGUGAAGCUAACGCAUUUGAAAAUGCUCAUACUCACUCUAGUCUCUUUUCUGGGCUGCGUAUGGCAUUCGCAUGCUUCAGUUAUACCAAGAGGCCCAACAAUUGAAACUACCAGAAUGGUGGGAAGGAGAGCGAAACGAGCAACUGAAGAGGUUCACUCCUGUUCGAGUAUGGUGUAUUGUCAAGGCGAUCUGUUGGAUACAGUGCAGAAACAGGAAUUGUAUGCAGAUUCGAAAACGUUCGUCGAUAUGAGCCAGCGAAAUGAUGAGAGCGUCACUUUGGCGAACUUUCAAGCGAUGAUGGCAUCUACCAAUAACACUCCCUCAAAGGAUGAUGUGCAAAAGUUCGUCGACGACAACUUUGUGUUUGAAAACGAAACUGAAUCGUGGACGCCUCCCGACUUCAAUGAAAAUCCCGCAUUUUUGGAGAAAAUUUCGGACCCAAACAUCAGAAACUUUGCCAAAUCUCUGGUGUCUUUUUGGCCACAGCUUGGCAGAAAAAUUCGCAGCUCCGUCAACAACAACCCAACACGCCAUUCUCUUAUUCCGGUGCCAGAAGGGUUUAUAGUCCCGGGAGGGCGAUUUAGAGAAAUCUAUUACUGGGACUCUUACUGGAUUAUUAAAGGCUUGCUGAUCAGCGAGAUGCACGAGACAGUCAAAGGAAUGCUAACCAACCUAAUCUACCUGAUUAAACAAUAUGGAUUAAUCCCGAACGGCUCGAGAGUCUAUUACAUCAACCGAUCGCAACCGCCCUUAUUCGCAUCGAUGGUUGGCCUCUAUUUGGACUACACAAAUGAUCUGGAUUGGCUAAGAGCCAAUAUUGAGUAUAUUGAAACCGAGCUGAACUUCUGGCUUAGUAGUAGAACACUGAAUCUAACAUCAAAUGGCGUCAGCUAUAUGUUAGCUCAUUAUGGAACGGAAAGUAACACACCGAGGCCGGAGUCAUAUUCUGAGGAUAUUGCGACAUGUGCACAUGAAACUAGUGAAACCGCACGGCGCGGUUGUUACAAUGCGUUGAAAACUGCAGCUGAAACCGGCUGGGAUUUUUCAACACGUUGGAUUUUUGACGAACAGGGAGGAACCAAUGCAACCCUCUCCUCCAUCGACAGCAAAAGAGUCAUCCCGGUUGAUUUAAACGCGUUUCUCUGCAAAUCCUUCGGGCUAUUGGCGGAUUUUUAUGGAAAAAUUGGCAAUGUUUCUAAACAGAACCUAUGGGCGAACCGAGCCCUUGAAUGGCGCAACAGCAUAGAAACACUCUUGUAUAAUGAUGCGGAUGGGAUUUGGUACGAUUUUGACUACGAUAUGAAAGUGCAAAGACAGUACUUUUUUGCCAGUAAUUUCGCCCCACUGUGGGCCGAAUGUUACCGAGAGGAGAACAAGGAGCAGUAUGGAAGCAAGGCGGUUAAGUAUUUCCGCAAGAGCGAAAUUGAAUUGUUCCAGGGCGGAAUACCAACUUCCCUCGAAGAAAGUGGAGAACAGUGGGACUUACCAAACGCUUGGCCUCCGCUUCAAGAGUUUGUAGUGCUUGGAUUGCACAAAUCUGGAGACUCUGAAGCCCAAAGCGUAGCAAAGGAAUUUGCUAAUCGAUGGAUUAGCGCCAAUAUGAAAGGAUUUGAAACUGAUGGCGCGAUGUAUGAAAAAUACGAUGCGAUCUAUCCAGGGCAAUAUGGGGGAGGUGGCGAAUACGAAGUUCAGCUGGGCUUCGGAUGGAGUAACGGAGUCGCAUUGGCUUUCAUUGACCAGUUCAGUUCUAGCUCAAAAAUCAAGGCUUUAAUGAGUAAAUCUCUCUAUUUUGCAAUGUUCAGCUCUUUGUCGCUUUAUUUUACAUAUUAUAAGCUAUAAUGCUGCCCAAACUACCGCUAGUGCCGAGUUUUCAAGCCGAUAUUCAAACGGUACUUUUUCCAAAUCUGGGAAAACUUUGCUGAGUACACGCAGCUUGUUGAAUAAUAUUAUUUUAAGCAAAGAAAACUGAUGUUGUGAAGUGAGGUUAUGAAUGCAAAACUAACUGUUGCGCAGCUUUGUGAUAGUACUGCUGUUUUGAAACGUUUAGAGUAGCGAAUUUAGAGUUUCAUCAGUAAAACACUUUUUUAAUGUUUA